GUAUGCCAUGAGUCAGAAAACGAAGACGUUUUGAAAACAACUGGCUAGUUGACCCAAUUACUCAGGGAAGAAGCCGAAGAGUGGAAUGAAAACACAGUCCUUGUGACUUGUUCCCUGUUGAUCCAAACGAAAACUCAAGCGAACUGGUUUUAGGUAAAAUAUUUUGUAAGUGUUGGUGAAACCUGGUUUAGUCUGUCAAAUAAUUUGUCUUACUUUCAAAGUCUAGCAGGUGAGCUAGCUAAUCUGUAUGUGGCAACUAUUAACUCCAGUAGCUACGCUAGCUAGAUAUCUUAACCUGGCUACUAAUUUAGUUCUAAAGCGUGUCUUGAACUCGUCUACCUGUUCUAUGAAAGCGUUGUUAAACAAAGGAUGACUCCCGUAACUAACUGUAGCUCGCAAUAUAUCAACUUCAAUAAAAGGGUUGUGAAAAGUGUCAGUCCAUGCAGAAGCAAACCCUAAGACUGCUUCAGAGCAGAGCAGCCUCCUGCACUAGUUUUUCUGAAUGAGUAUGUCCUUGGCACAGAGAGUACUCCUCACCUGGAUCUUCUGCCUCAUCUUCCUCAUUAUGCUGGUCCUCAAGUUGGAUGACAAGAUCCAAUGGAGCUGGUUUCUUGUGUUCCUUCCUGUGUGGGCUUUUGACACUAUUCUCCUGCUCAUGCUUAUUGUUAAAAUGGCUGGCCGUUGCAAGCCGGGCUUUGAUCCACGCAACGGAGCAGAGAACCUCAAGAAGCGAGUGUGGUACCUUGUGGCGAUUUUGUUGAAGCUCGCCUUUUGCCUGACGCUGUGUGCUAAGCUGGAACGCCUGACGGACGUCUGGCUGAGUUUUGUUUGUGUUCCGCUCUGGGCACUUCUCAUUGGAGCCAUGGUGGAACUUGGGUACAGUGUCUUCCACUUCCGAAGAGACUGAGCACAUAUAACAUGAAUAACUCAUGAAGAACUGGAUGACACUUAUCUUAAAAUGUGUUCUAACUUAUAUCCUAUCUCAAAGGUUCCUAAUUCUGCCAGUCUCUCAAACCUGCCCUUUUUGAAUUUUAGGAUGAGACAAGCAGAUUUAGGAGAAAUUAUACUAUAUAACACCUCUCUAUUAAAAUAGCACAAAAGCUAUUGCAUAAGAAGUGGGGACAUUCAAAACAUUUGCCUAAGUGAUCGAACAGAGUGGAAUAAUCUUUACGUUGAUUGAAGGCGUGUUGGGGGUUUCAGGUCACAGGUUCUUACCAUGCUUAUGCUUUCUUUGUGAUUCAUGUUAGGUACCUAUUGGGUGUUUUCUGAGUUUUGGUAUGGUUGAGAUUUUCAUCACACUAAAAAGACUGAUCUUCAGUGUAAAUAUGCUGUAUAUUGUUAACUAAUCAGUGUUUAACUAAUGUUAAUUUUGUAAUGGAGUUUAUGGAGUGGGCUUGUUGCUAUUCUUAAUGAUUCAAAUUGGGUUCCCUGUAAACAGCAGAUUCCAGUUCAGGUAACUUGGCAUCAGAUGAAAUGUCAUCCUGGAAGGUAACUGAGGUUACUGGCUAGUGGUGUGUCUGUUGCAUUAAUGAUUCAUGAAUUGGACACUGCUUCUCUUUCUAAUGCAGGCCUGCCUAUAACAAAUAUUUUAUUUUAGAUGUCAGGAGUGGAAUUUUCAGUCUCCCAUGGGACUCGUGCACUGAGCUCUGAAUGGUUCUGUUCAGGUGAUAUGUUAUUUGUGGGAGUGAAAUGAGUUGUACUUGAAAUGUACUCAGUUCAUCCUGGGAGAGGGUUGAAGGUCACUUUGAAGGCUGUGUUUUGUGCAGGUAUGUCAUGUUUGUGGUUCUUGUUGCAAGAACCAAAAACUUGUCAACUGGAGGGAGUUUUGUUUACAAAGGAUCUCUAACUCAGCAAAGACUUUUUAAGUGGCUUGUUUAGAUUGGUUGUGUUCUGGAAUUACACACAAGUACCUUUUAACAUCUAAUGCAUGAUUUGUAAAUAAAAUUAAAUGUUAAACCUGUGGAAAGGAUAUUUGCUCAGUUUCUAUGUUCUACUAAAAUGGGCAGUGUAUAUUACUGUCCCUGUAAAUAUCUUAUAGAUACUGAGAAGGUUAGCUAUUUUUUUCAUUAUUACAUCCUUUUAGUCUUGCUUUGAGACUGCCGCAGGAAUGAGGAUUUGAUGCUGUCCAGACACAGGCUUUGAUAGCUU
Molecule: messenger RNA, 2148 nt
Organism: Electrophorus electricus (electric eel)
Lineage: Eukaryota; Metazoa; Chordata; Actinopteri; Gymnotiformes; Gymnotidae
Gene: tmem60
Product: transmembrane protein 60
Source: RefSeq, a predicted model, not a curated record